AGCGCCGCCGGCGGGGCCCGCUCCGAGGAGGGCGCCCCCGGGCUGGGGACAGGCCGCCGCCUCAGGCCCGGGACCUCGGCAGCUAAUCAGCGGGGAGAGGACGGACUCCGCCCACGUGGUCAGCGCGGGGCGGGGGCAUUGGCUCGGUCACGGCGGCGGGGUCACGUGGGCGCAGGUGAGUCGGGAACUGGCCUCUGCCGCCCCCAGAGUCACACCUGGAGGGCGGCGCCGUGUCACGUGACUUGCAGCGGAGGCGCCCGGCCGGCUGAGGUAACUUGGUUUAAAGCAGAUAAAAUGGUGAAACUAAUUCACACCUUAGCUGAUCACAGUGAUGAUGUCAACUACUGUGCCUUCUCCUCUUCCUGCUUGGCUACUUGCUCCCUGGACAAAACAAUCCGCCUCUAUUCUUUAAACAACUUUACUGAACUUCCCUACUCACCAUUAAAAGGUCACACUUAUGCUGUCCACUGCUGCUGCUUUUCUCCUUCUGGACACAUUUUAGCUUCAUGUUCGACAGAUGGUACCACGAUGCUGUGGAAUACUCAUAAUGGUCAGACGCUGGCAGUGCUGAAGCAGCCCCGAGGCAGCCCUGUAAGAGUCUGCCGAUUUUCCCCUGACUCCGCUUACCUAGUUUCCGGUGCAGCUGAUGGUAGUAUCGUUCUUUGGAAUGUGCAGUCAUUGAAAUUGUACAGAUCUGGGAGUGUUAAGGAUGGUUCCUUGGUGGCAUGUGCGUUUUCUCCUAAUGGAAAUCUCUUUGUCACUGGAUCAUCAUGUGGAGAUUUAACCAUUUGGGAUGAUAAAAUGAGGUGCUUGUAUAAUGAAAAAGGACAUGAUCUUGGUAUCACCUGCUGUGAUUUUUCUUCACAGGCAGUUUCUGACUACUCCCGGUGCCCCUCAUUUGCCCUUGUGCUGGAGUUGAUGAUGAAGAAAUGUUAUAGGAAUCUAAGGGGAGAACAAGGAUCUAGAUACUUCCGAAUGGCAUCUUGUGGUCAGGAUAACCAGAUCAAGCUUUGGCUUAUUUCACUUGCUGAUCUCUUAGGUUGUGAAUUAAAAUAUGAAUGCACAUUGAAUGGACACUCUGCCCCAGUCCUGGCUUGCGCAUUUUCCUAUGAUGGGCAGAUGCUAGUCUCAGGAUCUGUGGACAAAUCCAUCAUAAUACAUGACACUAAAACUGGGAGCAUCCUGCACACUUUAACUCAGCAUACCAGAUAUGUUACAACUUGUGCCUUUGCACCAGAUAUUCCAUUACUUGCAACAGGUUCAAUGGAUAAAACUGUGAAUAUCUGGCAAUUUGAUCCAAAGCAACAUUUUGCAGGAAGUGGCCUGGAAGAUGAACCUAAGAUGUCUAUUGAGAACUGGUCAGAGGAAGAGGUCUCAGUUUGGCUUUGUGCACAAGGUUUAAAAGACCUUGUUGGGAUUUUCAAGAUGAAUAACAUUGAUGGCAAAGAGCUGCUGAGUCUUACAAAACACAGUCUGUCUAACGACUUAAAAAUUGAAUCUCUAGGUUUACGCAGUAAAGUUUUCCGGAAGAUUGAGGAGCUGAGGAGCAACGUGGAUUCUGUUUCUCUUGGUAUUCCUGAUGAAUUCUUAUGUCCUAUAACUAGGGAGCUUAUGAAGGAGCCUGUCAUUGCAGCAGAUGGCUAUUCCUAUGAAAAAGAGGCAAUGGAAAACUGGAUCAGGAAAAAGAGACGGUCUAGUCCCAUGACAAAUCUCCCUCUCCAAUCUCUUAUACUUACACCAAAUAGGACUCUGAAAAUGGCCCUCAAUCGCUGGCUAGAGACUCAGCAGAAAUAUAAUGAAACAACUUAGUCUUGAAUACACCAAUUGUUCUGUCAAAUUAAUUGCAAUGAAUUGUAGGUAGUGGCAGGAAAUAACUAUCAGAAAUCUUAAAACACUGGAAAGGGAAAAGGUAAGCUUCUGUCCAUUAUGUCUUCAGUCUGUAACUCACACAGAGUCCAUUAAAUGCAGAACUUUAAACCAAAAAAUGAUUUUGGUGCCUAAUAAAUUAUUAGAGUUUCUUUUUAAUAUUUGAGCUUUAAUUACAAUAUUUUUGUAUAAGAAAGUUCAAAUGCUAAUUGAAAAUAUGUAGGCUUGGCAGAAUUUGAUUUUUUUAUUCUUUUAUAAUUUCAUUGGAUAAUGCUUUUUUUUUUCAAGUUUAUCAAUUUUGGUGGGUUAGACAAGAAUUAUUUAAUGACAGUUGAUGUUGAGAUUCAAAAAGUUAAAGCUUUAUAACUGUUAAAACACAAAUUGUCAACAUCACAUGUCACCUAUCUCAUAAAACUGGAAAGGACCUUGAAAGGUCA
This is a messenger RNA of Mauremys reevesii (Reeves's turtle), 2303 nucleotides long. It is a transcript of the gene WDSUB1, whose product is annotated as WD repeat, sterile alpha motif and U-box domain containing 1. The record is from RefSeq and is a predicted model, not a curated record. Gene Ontology annotation, molecular function: ubiquitin-protein transferase activity; protein binding. Gene Ontology annotation, biological process: protein ubiquitination. Bases 295 to 1809 code for a protein of 504 amino acids. NCBI's taxonomy places the organism in Eukaryota, Metazoa, Chordata, Testudines, Geoemydidae. The transcript is spliced from 12 exons.